Messenger RNA from Penicilliopsis zonata CBS 506.65, 978 nucleotides. RefSeq lists its product as hypothetical. The transcript has 3 exons. The record is from RefSeq and is a predicted model, not a curated record. Lineage: Eukaryota; Fungi; Ascomycota; Eurotiomycetes; Eurotiales; Aspergillaceae. Bases 1 to 978 code for a protein of 325 amino acids.
AUGGGUGAAGCGCCCAAACAAGCAGGAAGGGUAGCAAUGUCUGUUGGCCGACGCCCUCCUCCAGCGUACACGCCACUGCCUGGCUCGAACGUCUUCGUUACUACGUCCCCCGUCUACCGGUCUAUCUCUGCGACUGCUUCUGAUCCCACUGCGCGAACGCUUCAAUCGUCGUUUGUUAUCCGACCGUGCUCUGCUCAGGCGUGGGUGGUCCCGGCGGGCCAUGUCUGUCGCCUCACGACUCCCAAGGGACCCCAGGUGGGCGAUCUGAACAUCUGGAACGCGAACAACCCCCGUGAGCGACUGUGGGCGUCUCGCACGCGCCAGAUCCACGCUUCGCACGUUUCCGUCGGGGACCGUCUGUGGUCCAACCUGCCAUACCUUCGACCGCUUGUCACCAUCACCGGCGACUCGCUGGGGGGUGGGCAACUGCAUGAGGUCCUGGGGCCUGACGGAGAGCGCAAAGAGGACGGGUUUCCAACUUCGCAAUGGGGAGGACGGGUGCACGAUCUGCUGGGUACCAGAUGUGACCCAUACGUGAAUAUCUUGAUGGGCGGAGAUACUUUUGAUUUCCACUGCCACUCGAACCUUACCCGCGCUGUUGCUCCGUUUGGUCUGACGGAGCUGGAUGUGCACGAUGUGCUGAACGUCUUCCAGGUGACGGGGCUGACCGAGGAGGGCAAGUAUUUCAUGGAGACGUCGCCAGCGAAGCCAGGAGAGUAUUUUGAAUUCUUUGCUGAAGUCGAUGUACUCUGCGCCUUGUCUGCUUGUCCCGGUGGCGAUCUUUCAAACUGGGGCUGGGAUGACAAAGAAGGUGACAUGGGAUCAACCACCCGCCCCCUCGGUGUGGAGGUUUAUAAACUGGCAGAUCCGGGAGUGCUGGAGGGGUGGACACAGCCCGAGUCUCCCAAGUAUACCGGGAUGCACGGGUUGAAGAUGCCCGCUCGCGAAGACAAGGAGGACGAGGCCGGGUACGCAUAG